This is a messenger RNA of Charadrius vociferus (killdeer), 471 nucleotides long. It is a transcript of the gene VHL, whose product is annotated as von Hippel-Lindau tumor suppressor, E3 ubiquitin protein ligase. Bases 1 to 471 code for a protein of 156 amino acids. Lineage: Eukaryota; Metazoa; Chordata; Aves; Charadriiformes; Charadriidae. The transcript has 3 exons. The record is from RefSeq and is a predicted model, not a curated record.
AUGUCGCCACCGGCGCCGGCCCUUCGCUCCGUCAACACCCGCGAACUCUCGGAGGUGGUUUUCAACAACCGCAGCCCCCGCUCCGUCCUCCCCAUCUGGGUGGAUUUCGAAGGCAGGCCGUGUCACUACCCGGUCCUGCAGCCGCGCACCGGGCGGAUCAUACACAGCUACCGGGGUCACCUCUGGCUAUUCCGGGACGCGGGGACAAACGAUGGCCUCCUCGUCAACCAGCAGGAGCUGUUCGUAGCUGCUCCCAAUGUGAAUAAGGCAGACAUCACGCUGCCAGUGUUCACCCUGAAGGAGCGAUGUCUCCAGGUUGUUCGCAGUCUGGUCAAACCGAUGGACUACAGGAAACUGGACAUUGUUCGAUCGUUGUAUGAUGACCUGGAAAAUCAUCCUGAUAUUAGGAAGGACCUUCAGCGUCUUUCUCUGGAGAGAAGUGAAUUGUUGAGGAACGGAAUUCUGGAAUAA